UUCCGCGUCUCCUUGGCUUUAGAUUGUUUGGGCGCGAAUAACUCUGUGCCGGGCUCCCAGAAGGGUUCAGGAGGAAUCAGCGGUGAGUUGUGAAGCCGCUUAAACCGCAGGAUUAAGAUGCCUGGUAAAGCAAGUGCUUCCAAGAAAAAGUCUGAACAGUUACUAAGAAAUCCAAAAAGAAAAAUUGAUGAUGAUGAAAUGAAGUUGUCGGAGAAAGAGAUGAGAAACACAGUGAAAAGAAAUAAAAAUCAUCCAAAGCGUCUGUCUUCUGAAGGACAAACAAAGGAUACUAAUCUAAAACUGGUGAAGAUAGCACCCAACAAGAGGAAAACCUGGCAACCUCUUUCAAAGAGUAGCAGAGAGCAUUUGCAAGCUGUGAUGGAAUCAGCAAUAAUACCAAUUUUAAUUAAGAGUAUUAGAGAACAAGAACAAAUUCAAUAUCAUCUUAACUUCCUGAAGAAAAGAUUGCUACAACUGUGUGAAACCCUAAAAGUCCCUCCCAAAAAGCUGAAAGAUUUAGCUAAUGUGUCAAGUUUACUGAAAAUGGAAAGUGCACAGAACAGAGCUAAUGAAGAAGGUCUGGCAUCGUUGCAGGUAUGA
Molecule: messenger RNA, 600 nt
Organism: Galeopterus variegatus (Sunda flying lemur)
Lineage: Eukaryota; Metazoa; Chordata; Mammalia; Dermoptera; Cynocephalidae
Product: centromere protein Q-like
Exons: 6
Coding region: 118-600 (160 amino acids)
Source: RefSeq, a predicted model, not a curated record